GAAAGUCAAACCCGGUUAAAUGGUGAAACCAAGACGGCACUGCAGGACCAUUUACAGAUAAUGGUUUCCCAUACCUAUGGUCUGGACCAUAUGGAUCAGAGGCAGUUGCAGGCAAGAUCGAGCCAGAUUCCCAAACUGAAAACCCAAAUGUAGCAAAAAAAGAUAUUUAUUCUAAAAAAGUGGAAGUUCAUUCAUCAAAGACAACUGGACAAAAUGGUAAUUUCUGCACCGGACUCCAGGAUGAAAGCCAAUAUAUUUUAUUUGUUAUUGGUGUUUGCUCGUUUCAUUUGUACAUCUCAAGCAGAAGAGGAUCCUUUGGACAGUUUGCUAAGUUCUUACAAAAAUUCUCGCGACCUUUCCGCAAGGAGGCUCAACUUCGAUCACCAUCGUCAUGUACGUGAUUGUCAGCCCAUCGUGUAUGGAAACACGACCUUCGAGGUACAUUCACCAGCGAGUAGGGCUUCCAAGAAGAGCAAAAACACUUAUCAGCUUAAAUAUUUCUCAAAGAAGAUUUCGACCGAAAAUGGUGAUCGCUUUGUAAACGGUCACCUCACCUCUAUAACCAAUCCUUUGCAAAGUUUGUCAGUCCUUGAGCCUCUUCGUUCCGGUGGAUGUGCUGGCAACGUACGGUCCACGGUUGCCAUGACGUCAGAGCAAAUGAACUGUCGUUUGGCAGUGAAUGCUGGAUAUUUCAAUACUCAUAUGGGAAGUUGCCUUGGCAACAUAGUCAGCGGUGGCGAAUUGGUACGAGAUUCCAAAGGUAUUCAAAAUGCAAAUUUUGGAAUCCUAAAAAAUGGAAGUCUGGUGGUUGGUUAUUUGUCUGAGCAAGAUGUCACUGCCGGCAUUGAAAAAGAAGAGUUCUACCAACUUGUCACAGGUGUUGUAUGGAUUCUUAGAAAUGGGGAAUUAUAUGUUGAUGAAAGUAUCAAAGCUGAGUGCCAAGAUACCGAAGAAACGGGCACCAUAAAAAUGUUUGCAAAUGUUGUAUCUGCAAGAACUGCUGUUGGUUAUGACAAAGACGGCCGUGCGAUGAUUGUUCAAAUUGAUGGCAAAACUCAUCACCAAGGGUUGAAUCUUUAUGAUUUUGGUAGAUUGUUGCAAUCAUUUGGAUUAGUAAAUGCCAUCAAUCUUGACGGUGGUGGCUCUGCGACAUUUGUGGACAAUGGCAGUGUUGUAAAUUAUCCAUCUGACAAAUGCGAACAGUUUAAUUGUGCAAGAAAAGUGAGCACCAUCCUCUGUGUUCAUGACAAAUUAUGCAACCCCCCUGAUUGUAAUGGCAAUGGUGAAUGUAGCAGGGAUGGUGUGUGUGUGUGUCGCUCUCCCUGGACUGGGUCUGGAUGUUCCCAACGCAAUGAUUCAAAAAUGCCAGUCAUUCAACGUCAAAUGGUCUUCUGUAAUAAAUCAAUGGCUGGAAAUUGCUCAACUUAUGGCAAUGUGACAACCAGAGAGGUUAUCAAAAGAUUUUUGAUCAGGAACUAUGCAUGGAUAGAUGUAUUGUUGAUUUUCAGUGUCUUGGUCAACUUUAUCAUGCUUUUUGUCCUAUUUUGUGGACAAUCAUCUAAGAAGAAAGCUGCAGCUCCACGCAAGACAACCAGAUUGAAGGGAGAGGAUACCGUAAAUUUGCUGGAAGAAAGCGAUGAAAUAUAAAAUGCAUUCAAACUUACAAUGAAAAGACUUUUGCAAAUCCAUGUUUGUUUAGUUUACAUAUUUAAUUGUUACAGCAAUUUAUGGAGUGAUCUGAAACCAAAAUGAUAUAUUUAUGUAUAUUUAAGUAAAUGCAAAUGGCCUAAUAAGUA
Xenia sp. Carnegie-2017 is the source of this 1796-nucleotide messenger RNA. RefSeq names its product N-acetylglucosamine-1-phosphodiester alpha-N-acetylglucosaminidase-like. Bases 214 to 1647 code for a protein of 477 amino acids. Lineage: Eukaryota; Metazoa; Cnidaria; Anthozoa; Malacalcyonacea; Xeniidae. The transcript is spliced from 5 exons. The record is from RefSeq and is a predicted model, not a curated record.